Molecule: messenger RNA, 1660 nt
Organism: Carica papaya (papaya)
Lineage: Eukaryota; Viridiplantae; Streptophyta; Magnoliopsida; Brassicales; Caricaceae
Source: RefSeq, a predicted model, not a curated record
GGUGUGUAAUUACCCUGAGGAUUUAACUCUAACACUGUAUGCUACAAGUGAGGAUUUGAAGCAAGGAAGAAGGAAUACCUUUGUACAUUUUGUUCGGUUUUUCUUAAUUCUUUUCCUGUCCCUGUCAUUUGCAAUAAUGUCGGUCACGGCAGGUGUUAGUGAUACUAUAAUAGCAAUUAGGGAUAAGCUAAGAGGUAAAAUUGGGCAGACGAAAGUAAAGAGGUACUGGCCUGGUAAAGCUCCUGAAUGGGCUGAUGAGGGUGAUGAAGAUGGGGAUAUUAGGAUGCAGAGGGCAGCUGCUGUGGAGAGAGCUUUCCCUAGUCAGGAAGAUUCAGGUGUUGUCAGGAAAGAUGAUCGAAGGCUGCGUCGUUUGGCUGAGAGCAGAAUAGACAACCGUGAAGAAGUGAGAGCUGAUCACCGGCGCAUUCGACAAGCUGAGAUUGUUUCAACAGAAGAAGAGGAAAACAGAAGACAAGAGGGACUGGAUGCGGAGGAAGAGGAUGAGAAUGCAUUGGAAGAAAGAAGAAGAAGAAUUAGGGAAAAGAUGCUUCAAAGGGAACAAGAAGAGGCUGCCCUCCUUCCAGAAGAAGAGGAGGAGGAGCCAGAAGAGGAGGAAGAGGAAUCUGAGUAUGAGACUGAUUCAGAAGAAGAACUGCCAGGUAUUGCAAUGGUCAAGCCUAUCUUUGUGCCGAAAGCUGAGAGAGAGACUAUUGCUGAACGUGAGCGACUUGAAGCUGAAGAGCGGGCCAUUGAGGAAUUAGCCAAGAGGAAGCUAGAGGAGAGAAAAGUAGAGACGAAGCAAAUAGUUGUUGAAGAGAUACGGAAAGAUGAAGAGAUUCGCAAGAAUAUGGAAUUGGAGGCAAAUGUUGCUGAUGUGGAUACUGAUGAUGAACUUAACGAGGCAGAGGAGUAUGAAGCUUGGAAAGCAAGAGAGAUUGCACGGAUCAAGAGGGAUAGGGAGGACCGUGAGGCAAUGUUAAAGGCAAAGGAAGAGAUUGAGAAGGUAAGGAACAUGACUGAGGAAGAAAGGAGGGAAUGGGAGAGGAAGAAUCCAAAGCCUGUUCCCCCAUCAAAGCAGAAGUGGAGGUUUAUGCAGAAAUACUACCACAAGGGUGCUUUCUUCCAAUCAGAUGCUGAUGACCUUGCUGGAACUGUUGGAUCAGAUGGUAUAUACCAGCGUGAUUUCUCUGCUCCUACCGGAGAAGAUAAGAUGGACAAGACUAUAUUGCCAAAGGUCAUGCAGGUCAAACACUUUGGUCGUAGUGGGAGGACAAAAUGGACUCAUCUCGUCAAUGAGGAUACAACUGAUUGGAACAAUCCAUGGACGUAUAAUGAUCCUCUUAGGGCUAAGUAUAAUGCAAAGAUGGCGGGAAUCAAUGCACCCAUAGCAAAACCCAAAGGAAGCAAGAAGUUGAAGGAUUGGGAGACCUGACUUCAAAGUUUUCUAGUUGGAGGCACGUGUGACUGUUGCAUAGAGAAAGAAGUGCUGAAAAUUUGCCAUGGUUGAUUUACUACUAGUGCGGACUUGUCAGCUGUGUAACUAUUAGUUGUAUUUAUGCUUUAUAUGUACACAGUUAGUCAUCUGGGAAGCAUAGCUACCAUGGCUUUUCUCUGUAAUGAUAAAGGUUAUCCCGCAGUUCCAAUGGGAUUUUAGACCAAA